CCCUCGGCACACCCUCGGCACCCAACGCAUUGCAUCGCAUUGCAUCACAUCUCAUGCACCAUCGCUCUAGGAAUUGUUGUUGCACUUCGAAUUCCAUCGCGGCAAGAAGACUUGUGUUUCGUAACGUACCAUUGUUCAAUUUACAUGGGGUCUGGUCCGAGCGUGAUUGCCGCAGAUUCCUCCAGCAGCAGCAACGACAACAGCAACAACCACGGUAACAACAACAACAACAACAACAACAACAACAACGAAGAUUGCGAUUCGCAGAAUCACUGCAGCAGCGAAAGGACGAAUUCCAAGAAACGAAGAAGAAGCAGCAGUAGCAACAGCGAAAACGCCCGGGAAGAAAGUUCGCCACAGAAAACAGAACGAAUUUCUCCCMAGCGACGCCGAAUCUCGGACGCCAACAGCUCGGAGCCUCAAACUAGCAACGSUACAAGUUUCGAAACCACCGACGAAAGGAUGGCGGACCAAAGCAGCAGCAGCAGCAGCAACAACGGCAAYGAAGACGAAACCCUGACAGCGCUCCGGAACGAUCUCGAAGAGGUCGAGCGGGGCCUCAACCAGCGGCUCGGGAUUUUGUUUUCGGGGUUUGGAACGAGGAGCUUUUCCGAAAACCCCGGCGAAACCACCACCGGCAACAACAACGACGACGACGACGAAAACGAAAACUACGGCAGCAACCAGCAGCAUUCCAAUGGCGGGCGGGCCCUCUUUGACUCCAUCGGAAGCGCCCUGGGGAACAUUCGCGGGCGUCUCCAAGUGCUGACCGGGAGCGUUUCCGGCAACGAAAGCAGCGGGGACAAUGACAAUGGCAGCCAACAGCAGGAACAGGAACAGGAACAGCACUCGACGACGGCCUCCRCCGCAUCGGGAGAGGCCCGCGAUUCGCCUUCCCCGCCAUCGCCAUCGCAGUCGCCGUCGCCGUCGCCGUCGCAGUCGCCAUCGCCCCCGAUCGAGGAGUCGAUCCGGGCCCUCUCCCGGCGCCUCGAAACCGCGGAGCGCUCCCAUUCCACCCGGAUUCCCCUCGGCCUGCUGGUGACGCGGGAGGGGGCCGAUCCCGCGGAAGCAUCCCCGGGACGGGAAAGCACGGCGGUGCCUCCUGCCACGCCUCCACCGGGGGAUCGCCGAUCGAUGCACCGCCGGUCUUCCUCGUUUUUGCUGGCCAGCCGCCGGGGAAACCGGGACGACCGCCCUUCCUCCUCGCCGUCUCCGUCCGCGUCGGCCCCCGACGCCCGCAAYGCCAUGCUGCUUGCCGAUGCUUCCUUUUCUUCCAGCCGCACCCUGGCGGCCUCGAUCCGAUUGGCGGAGGGUUCUUCCCUCCCGACGCUCGUCGAGAGAUCCUCGUCGGCCUCCCCGCGGGCCCGGGGGGACACGCGAUACGACACCGAACCGYCGGUGGAACGAGACGACGUUGGCGGCGACGACGACGACGACGAGCAGGACGCCGAUUCCGUCGGCGCGAAUCCGGAGAAGCUCCUCCUGCCGGACUCGGCACGGACCUCCCUCGCCGGCGAUCUGGCGCCGGGAACCAAGAGCAUUCACAGGAGGGGGAGCGGCAUGAUGAGGGUCCUGUCGCAGGACCUCAUGCUCCGGUUUGCUUCCGCUACGGAAGACGACACGGACGAAGAAGAAGACCGGCAAGGACACGACUCCAAAACGACCGACGGCGACAACGACGAGAAACCAGAAGUUGGUCUAGCUACUGCCACUGCCACUGCCACUGCCGCUGCUUCGAAACCAGAGUUGUAUGUCUGGGGUUCUCUGUCAUUCAAACACGCGAGCAGUGCGCUCGGCGACGAGGAGGAGGAUCCCGAUUCUUCCAAGAGCCAAAGCAGCCAAACGAGCUAUCGAUUCUUUGGAACGGAAGCCGAGAUCCCGGAAAGCAACAGUGCCCCCGCUUCGAGUCCCAGGCUUGUUCCUUCUUCCACCCGACUGGGUCGUUCCAAAAUAGUUUCCAUGGAUGCUUCAGAAAACCAUUGCGCUUUCGUGACGUCCUCUGGGCGGCUAUUGAUCUGCGGAAACAACAAGGAGGGCGCCGUCGACCCGUCGGCUCGACACAGCGGUGCUCCCUUCAUCKCCCGGCCGACCCACCUCGAAACCGGGCUGGGGAUGAACCGGAUCCAAACCGUCGCGUGUGGGAAGCACCACACGGCGGUAGUCACCGAAACCGGUACCGUCCUCACCUGGGGGUCCAACCACUACGGCCAGCUCGGACACCGAAGGGCCAGAUGCGGCAGCAGCAGCAACGACAAAAGCACCGGCUUUUGCUAUCCCAAGGCCUUUGUCAUGGCCGGCCGCAACGGCGUUGCCGCUUUCGCAAAGCGAGCCGCGAGCGUGGCGUGUGGCGAGAAACACACCCUGGUGCUGACCACCCGCAUGGAGGUCUACGUGUGUGGAGGAGAAAGCAUCGACAACCUGCGGCAAAGCUCCAGCGAAGCCGACGGAUCCCCGCCCGUCUUUCCCAUGCCCGGGCAAAACCCCGCCCUCCGGGGGCUUCCCCUCGUGGGAAUCGCCUCGGGACCAAGCCAUUUCGUGGUUUGGACCGCCCACGGGACGGCCUUUGCCUGGGGCACCAACAAGGCCGGGCAGUGCGGACGGGAAUUCCCCCGURCCCUCGCAACCCCCGUUCCAAUCGGGGUCCCCCGGAGCUCCCUCACGCCAAAGGCGGCCUCCUCCCUCGUUCUGGUAUCCGCCUCGCUCGAAAACUGGAACCGAUGGGGCCCCACYGGUGCCGGGGGGAACGAACCGGUCCUGGGUCUCGCCAGCGACGUCCGCGUCGUCGAUGCAGCUUGCGGAAGGAACCACACCGUUUUGGUGACGGAAUCGGGAAGGCUCCUGGUGUGCGGGUCCAACGAUUGCGGGCAGCUGGGGAUUGCCCCCAACGAAUCGUUGGCGAGCGGCACCCGGUCCUGCCCCGGGGUCCAACCGGUGGAGCACCCGGAUCCGGAGCGAAGGUUCGAGUGCGUGGAAGCCGGGACGAGCCAUUCCGUAGCUCURGACGACGCUGGUUGCGUCUGGCAAAUCGGAAACGGCGAACAUCUGAUCCAAAGAGUUUCCUUUUUGUCGCACCGGGACCCACCGGAAUCUUCGCCACCCGUGUCCUCCAUUGCUUCCGGGGGAUCCAUGCACUUUGCGAUUUCCAGAGCCGUUGCCGGCAGCGAUCUAGCGACCCCUGGAGAGCCAUGCACGAUGCCCUCCAUGCCCGGUUUGAACGAUCUGAUGGAGGCCGUCCGCGCGGAAGAAGGAAGCAUCCAAGAGAAGAACGGUGCCGGUCCCAGCAGCCAUCGGUCCUCGAGGGAGGAUUUGGCCCGACGAACCGAAGAGCUCUUUCGAUCGCCCGCUGUUAUGAACAGCCUGUUUAUGGAUCCGAGGGAAAUCGACGGUAUGUACCAGACUCUCAUCUGCGGCAGCCAGACGCGCGAGGUCCGGCAGGCGAUGGCGUCUUCCAUCGAAACAGGCAUGCUCAUGGGAUUGAAGUCGACCGUGGAUUCGCGGCUGAUGUAUUUCGAGUCGGUUCGUUUCUUGCUCUUGUACUUGCAAUGCCCGAUCUGGCGAGACGAAACGAUACGUGAAAGCAAUGCUGAUGACGACAAAGAGAAUGAGCCGGCAAUUGUAUUCGAUGCCCGUGGCGAUUUGCUCUUCUUGCUGUGCGAAACAAUUCUUGGGCUGCCCUUCGAAGGAUACAAGGCCUUUUUGGCGUGGAGUGCUACCGUCUACGGCGAAGAGCUCUUUGUUCCAUUUUUGGUCAGGCCACUGGUGCACCAACUCAACCACAGGCUUGUCAAGAACAUCACGCACGGAGUUCCCAUGAUAGCUGGCGUGUUGCUCUGGCUACACACGGUCAACGAGCGAUCCGAUUCCCGCUUGGCACGAGCCGAGGAUUUCCAUUGYUCAGGCCUCGAGAACAUGCCUACGGAGGCCUUGUUCGAGGACCUCGCGAAGUACCACACGGCAUCCGACGGGGAACGAUCUAGCAACUUUUUCCUUGCCGCCCAUCCGUUUUUGAUGGCACCGACGGUCAAGCAACAGCUUCUCCAGGUAGAGCACCAAAUGUCUAUGGUCCAGGCCGCACAGGCAGCUGGUGUGUCCUUCGAUCAGAGGACCCGCCAAUUCGAGUUCAAGCCCUACUUUGUGCUGGCCAUCGACCGGAAAUAUCUGCUGCCMCAAACGCUGGAUGCAGUGGCAAAAGCUUCGACGGGUGAGUUGCGAAAAAGCCUUAAGGUGGUGUUCAAGGGAGAAGACGGCAUCGAUGCCGGUGGCGUCACGAAGGAAUUCUUUCAGCUGCUGUGCGAAAAAUUGUUCGACGUCAACACGGGUAUGUGGACCAUCUCGGAACACAACGAGACCUGGUUCAACCCGGACUGCAGCUGGAAUGGCGACGGAUUUUAUUUGGUGGGGGUUCUUUGUGGUCUAGCGGUAUACAACAGCGUGAUUCUGGAUGUUCACUUCCCCCACGCGAUAUAUCGCAAACUGCUUGGUCUCGAUUUGGGUCUUGAAGACUUGAUCGACAAAGAUGUUCGCAAGGGUCUCCAGAGCCUUUUGGACUACGACGGAGACGGUGUGGAACACAUAUUCUGUCUCAACUUCGAAGUCUCCUGGAUGGAGUACGGGCAAGAGCGAAAGAAAGAACUGAAACCCGAAGGCUCCAACAUUGCCGUCACCUCCGACAACAAAGAAGAGUACGUGAUGCUUUAUGUAAAAUGGCUCUUGGUCGAUAGCAUAGCAUCGCAGUACAACGAGUUUGAAAGAGGCUUCAACCAGGUCAUGGCGGACUCGAGUCUAGAUAUCCUGACCGCAGAUGAACUGGAACUCCUGGUUACCGGGACGCCCGUAUUAGAUUUUCGGGCUCUCGAACAAUCCUGCGAGUACGAAGGCGGGUUCGAUCCAGAUUCGGCGGUGGUCAAGAAUAUCUGGAGAUGGGUUCAGUCGGCAACGCUUAGCACGCAAGAAAAAUUCCUUAGAUUUUGUACCGGGUCCAGCAAGGGUACGAAUGCUAUAACACAUGGAAUGCAUUGCACAAUCUCUGUUUGUCACAGUCGCCUUCCUCAUCACAAUUUUUCUCCUAUUUCCUUUCCAUUUACGACAGGACCCAUUGGUGGACUUGGGAAAAUGCCGUUUAAGAUCCAAAGGUACGUGAAAAGAUAUAUAUGUCGCACAGUUCUUAUUUAUUGUGUGUUUUUUUUUUAAAAGAAAUCGAACAUUCUUUGGCCAACCAAAGUUUUUGCCUAUUUGUUUCGCAAUCUUUCAYGUGUUUUGGUACCGAUGGAACAACAGAGCGGGUCCUGAUUCACCUCAAUUACCGACCUCCMAUACGUGCUUCAAUACGCUGAUUAUACCAGAUUAUGGUGAUGAUUACGACAAGUUGACCGAGCGAUUAGGCAGAGCCGUUAUCGAAUGCGAAGGUUUUGGUUUGCAAUGAUAGAUUCGAUCACAACUAAGCGUAAAACAUGUGCAAUAAGAUGCUGUUCAACCC
Pseudo-nitzschia multistriata is the source of this 5476-nucleotide messenger RNA. NCBI's taxonomy places the organism in Eukaryota, Bacillariophyta, Bacillariophyceae, Bacillariales, Bacillariaceae. The record is from the annotation of a GenBank genome assembly.